Gracilinanus agilis (Agile Gracile Mouse Opossum) is the source of this 765-nucleotide messenger RNA. Its product is annotated as low-density lipoprotein receptor-related protein 8-like. NCBI's taxonomy places the organism in Eukaryota, Metazoa, Chordata, Mammalia, Didelphimorphia, Didelphidae. The annotation marks the transcript as partial. The transcript has 5 exons. Gene Ontology annotation, molecular function: calcium ion binding. The record is from RefSeq and is a predicted model, not a curated record.
AGGCUGACGAGUGCACCCACAACAAUGGCGGCUGCUCGCACAUCUGCAAGGACCUGAAGCUUGGCUACGCCUGUGAGUGCCCACCAGGCUACGAGCUGCUGGACAAGAAGACAUGUGGAGACAUAAACGAGUGCGACAACCCCGAUGCCUGCAGCCAGAUCUGCAUCAACUACAAGGGCUACUUCAAGUGCGAGUGCCACGCGGGCUACGAGAUGGACACGCUGUCCAAGAACUGCAAGGCUGUGGGCACGAGCCCCUCCCUGAUCUUCACCAACCGACACGAGGUGCGCAGGAUCAACCUGGGCAAGCGGGACUACGCACCGCUCAUCCCCAUGCUCAAGAACGUUGUGGCCCUGGACGUGGACGUGGCGGCCAACCGCGUCUACUGGUGCGACCUGUUCUACCGCAAGAUCUACAGCGCAUCCAUCGACAAGGCCAGUGACCGGGCCGAGCAGGUGGUCCUCAUCGACAGCCAGCUGCACUCCCCCGAGGGCCUGGCCGUGGACUGGGUGCACAGACACCUCUACUGGACUGACUCGGGCAACAAGACCAUCUCCGUGGCCACUGUGGACGGUGGCCGGAGGAAGACCCUCUUCAGCCACGACCUGAGCGAGCCUCGGGCUAUUGCUGUGGACCCCCUCCAUGGGUUUAUGUACUGGUCUGACUGGGGAGACCAGGCCAAGAUUGAAAAAUCGGGCCUGAAUGGAGUGGACCGACAGGUGUUAGUUCUGGACAACAUAGAGUGGCCCAAUGGCAUCACCCUGG